AGAAGAAAGCGCAGUUUCCGGUCGGUGUAUUGAUGACGUAUCAGUGGAAGUUUGCGUGAUUAGCAGCUGCGGUACUAACGGGACUAACGCACGCGGACAGUCGGAAGUGGCCAUCAGCUGACCUGCUGACUCACUGAGCGCGCUCAGUAGGGGGUCUCCCCUCCACACACACACUCAGCUUCUGUUGUAACACACACACACACACGAGUCAUCAUGGUGUUAGCCGACCUCGGCAGGAAGAUCACCUCGGCGCUGAGGUCUCUCAGCAACGCCACGAUCAUCAAUGAAGAAGUGCUCAAUGCGAUGUUAAAGGAGGUGUGUGCGGCUCUUCUUGAGGCCGACGUGAACAUUAAACUGGUCAAACAGCUGAGAGAGAAUGUCAAGGCUGCCAUAGAUCUGGAGGAGAUGGCGUCUGGUCUCAACAAGAGGAGGAUGAUCCAGCACGCCGUGUUCAAGGAGCUCGUUAAGCUGGUGGACCCCGGGGUGAAGGCCUGGACUCCGACGAAAGGAAAGAACAACGUCAUCAUGUUUGUUGGUCUGCAGGGAAGCGGGAAAACUACCACCUGCUCCAAGCUGGCGUAUUACUACCAGAGGAAAGGAUGGAAGACCUGCCUGAUCUGUGCCGACACCUUCAGAGCUGGUGCCUUCGAUCAGCUGAAACAGAAUGCGACCAAAGCCAGGAUCCCGUUCUAUGGCAGUUACACAGAGAUGGACCCGGUGGUGAUCGCUGCUGAAGGCGUGGAGAAGUUUAAAGGAGAGAACUUUGAGAUCAUCAUCGUCGACACGAGCGGCCGACACAAACAGGAAGACUCGCUGUUUGAGGAGAUGCUGCAGGUGUCCAACGCUGUGCAACCGGAUAACAUCGUGUACGUGAUGGACGCGUCCAUCGGCCAGGCCUGCGAGUCUCAGGCCAAAGCUUUCAAAGACAAAGUCGACGUUGCCUCGGUGAUCGUCACCAAGCUGGACGGGCACGCCAAAGGAGGCGGAGCUCUGAGCGCUGUGGCGGCCACCAGGAGUCCCAUCAUCUUCAUCGGAACCGGAGAACACAUCGACGACUUCGAACCCUUCAAAACACAACCGUUCAUCAGCAAGCUUCUGGGGAUGGGAGACAUCGAGGGUUUGAUCGACCGAGUGAACGAACUGAAGCUUGACGACAACGAAGAACUGAUCGACAAACUGAAACACGGUCAGUUCACGCUCAGAGACAUGUACGAGCAGUUCCAGAACAUCAUGAAGAUGGGACCGUUCGGACAGAUCAUGGGUAUGAUCCCGGGCUUUGGGACAGACUUCAUGAGUAAAGGAAAUGAACAGGAGUCGAUGGCGAGACUCAAGAAGCUGAUGACCAUCAUGGACAGCAUGAACGACCAAGAGCUGGACAGUAAGGACGGGGCCAAGCUCUUCAGUAAGAUGCCGAACCGGAUCCAGCGGGUCGCCCGGGGGUCAGGGGUCGCGACCCGGGACGUCCAGGAGCUGCUGACCCAGUACACCAAGUUCGCCCAGAUGGUGAAGAAGAUGGGGGGCAUCAAGGGCCUCUUCAAAGGAGGAGACAUGUCUAAGAACGUGAACCCGUCUCAGAUGGCCAAACUGAACCAGCAGAUGGCCAAGAUGAUGGAUCCCCGAGUCCUGCACCACAUGGGGGGCAUGGCGGGUCUCCAGUCGAUGAUGCGUCAGUUCCAGCAGGGCGCCGCCGGCAACAUGAAAGGGAUGAUGGGAUUCAACAACAUGUGACCGCCGACCAAUCAGCUGCCUUACAUAGAAACUUAAAGCUCCGCCUCCUCUCAGGGUCAGGUGGAGGGGGCGGGGCUUAGGGGAGAGGGGGCGGAGCCUCUGCUCCUUUAAAUCAGAAAUCCACAUUUCUGACUUAAAGGAGCAGUCUGUGAGUGACUG
This is a messenger RNA of Scomber japonicus (chub mackerel), 1887 nucleotides long. RefSeq names its product signal recognition particle 54 (gene srp54). The record is from RefSeq and is a predicted model, not a curated record. Gene Ontology annotation, biological process: SRP-dependent cotranslational protein targeting to membrane, translocation; SRP-dependent cotranslational protein targeting to membrane. Gene Ontology annotation, cellular component: signal recognition particle, endoplasmic reticulum targeting; cytosol. The transcript is spliced from 17 exons. Gene Ontology annotation, molecular function: endoplasmic reticulum signal sequence receptor activity; ATP hydrolysis activity; 7S RNA binding. Lineage: Eukaryota; Metazoa; Chordata; Actinopteri; Scombriformes; Scombridae. Bases 214 to 1728 code for a protein of 504 amino acids.